AUGGCAGCCUGUGCAGCGACAUGGGCAUUUGGGAUAGACGCGGUAAAAAUUUGCAAAAAUCUCCUGCAAACUGGUGAUUCUUGUCUAGAUGCCGUAGAGAAAUCUAUAAGGAUCCUGGAAGAUGACCCAGCUUAUGGACGGUAUCUAGUGGGGAAGGGAGGUAUGCCCAAUGCUGCAGGAACACUACAGCUGGAUGCUGCUCUCAUGGAGGGCAGUUCACUACAGUAUGGGGGCGUGGCUGCUCUCGAGGGGAUCUCUACCCCCAUCUCAGUGGCUCGGAGAGUGAUGCAGGGGUCGCCACACAGCCUACUAGUGGGACAGGGUGCCCUCGAGUUUGCUAAGAAGUGUGGCUUCACCACUCAGACUAAUGAUCAGCUACUGACAGCUCAGGGAAGGGAAGAGUAUGAAAAAUUCUCUCAUAGAGUACACUAUGAGAGCCUGUUUGAUAAACAUGAUACAUUGGGUGUCAUUGCUCUGGAUAGGCAUGGGCAGAUUGCAGUAGGUGUGUCAUCUAGUGGUGCUCCUUUUAAGGCUGUGGGAAGAGUUGGUGACAGUCCCUUACCAGGAGCAGGGCUCUAUGCAGAUGAUAAAGCAGGAGCUGCCUGUGCCACUGGGGACGGAGAUAAGAUGAUGAGAUUCUGCCCUAGCUUCCAUGUUGUACAACUCAUGAAACAGGGACUGUCCCCCUCAGAAUGCUGUUCCAGUGUUGUAGCAGAGAUGGUAGAGAGACUUGGGGAAGAUCCACCGUUAGAAAUAGGCCUCAUAGCCAUGAAUAUGCAGGGUGAAAUAGGAGCAGGUAGCACUGUUAAAAUCUCCGGAGGGCAUAAUGGAAGUUCAUCUUACAAUGGAUUUGCUUAUGCUGUGUGGCAACAUGAUUGUGAAGACCCCAAGAUACUGGUUCACAGCUGA
Molecule: messenger RNA, 909 nt
Organism: Lingula anatina
Lineage: Eukaryota; Metazoa; Brachiopoda; Lingulata; Lingulida; Lingulidae
Biological process (GO): protein deglycosylation
Cellular component (GO): cytoplasm
Molecular function (GO): N4-(beta-N-acetylglucosaminyl)-L-asparaginase activity
Source: RefSeq, a predicted model, not a curated record